Messenger RNA from Trypanosoma cruzi, 802 nucleotides. RefSeq lists its product as uncharacterized. The transcript has a single exon. NCBI's taxonomy places the organism in Eukaryota, Euglenozoa, Kinetoplastea, Trypanosomatida, Trypanosomatidae. The annotation marks the transcript as partial. The record is from RefSeq and is a predicted model, not a curated record.
AGGUGGCGAAGUGGAUCCAACAUCAGCGACGGGCCCCAACCUCGGGCAGCAUCUCCCCGGUGCGUCUGGCACGACAGGCAGCCCAGAGGGGACCACCACGACGGAUGGAAAGAGUGAUGUUGCACAGGCACAUGGCGUGACCGUUCAGUAUGAGUACACGCAUACACAGGUCAUCAAUGAGCUCUUUGACAAGUUUCCACCGCAUCGCACUUUAAAUUUGGAGGAGUUGCUUGAACUUGUCGCUCCCGCGAUGCGCCCCUCAUUGCCGAAGAAGGUGCUGGCGUGGAUUGCCUCGUACCCGUCCUACUUCAUCGUGGACGACCCAACAGAGAAGGACCCCAGUAAAGCCCGCAUUCGACGCGCCUCGGAUCGUCAGCCACUGGAUGUGGCUCUGGAACUGUACCGAUGGAUCCCCGAGGAAGGGAUUUCUGAGGCGGCGUUGCUCACGAAACUUUCGGAGGUUCACCGGGACUACGUGAAGCGAAUUGGACUGCGGCACAUUGUGGACUCCCUCUCCGAAUGGCUCAGUUUCACGGAGGCGCCAGGUGGCGGGGGCGGGGGCGCAGAGGGGGAGGAAAAAGUCCUUUUGUUAAGACGGCUUCAGACGGAGGUCGAACUCGAGCGUGCAAUUCACACAGAGGAGUCCAAGUUGGCCAGCGGCGACGAGAAUUCGCUGCCAGUGCAAAUUGAGGACGCGGAGAUGGAGCGGCGAUGGCCAAAGCUAAAAUACGAGGGUACCAUGAGCCAACAACAAGCCUCAGUUGCGCGGGCACAGCAGCGACGGGGUCGUGGUGACAUUUAG